Pocillopora verrucosa is the source of this 3133-nucleotide messenger RNA. Its product is annotated as probable gluconokinase. Lineage: Eukaryota; Metazoa; Cnidaria; Anthozoa; Scleractinia; Pocilloporidae. Gene Ontology annotation, molecular function: gluconokinase activity. Gene Ontology annotation, cellular component: cytoplasm. The record is from RefSeq and is a predicted model, not a curated record.
GGGGUCGAACUAGUGCAGAGAGAAACUCGAUUCGAAGAUUCUUGCCAUUAUUUGCCUUAAUUUUAUACUUAGUUAAGGUGAAAGACGCAGGAGUGUCCCAUAUUUUGAUAUCGCGGAGUUGUAGGACUGUGAAGUUAAAUGUUGCUAUUUUUACCAUCCAAUUGGAGUUGAGCAGGACUCUUUUGGUUUCUUUAUGGACCUAAUGUCAAACAUUCAAUACUCAUCACGGUCUACGCGGAGAUUGUACCGAUGAGGUACAGUAUGUUUUUGGGUUACUGUUGACAAGUUUCUUUACAGGUUUGAUUCAGCAUACAUCUCAGCCUAGGAAUCAGAUUGCAACAUCUCCCAUUAUGGUUGUUGUGUUGAUAACUGGAGUGUGUGGAAGUGGAAAAACAACAGUAGCACGUGCUUUGGCGAAGAAGUUGUCUUGCCCUUAUGUGGAUGCAGACACUUUCCAUUCAGAGGAAAAUAUUACAAAAAUGAAGCAAGGGAUUGCACUUACAGAUGAGGACAGACAACCAUGGCUUCUUGCUUUGCACAAAGUUAUUGAAAGAUGGAGCAAGCGUUCUGAAUCUGGAGUGCUUGCUUGUUCAGCUCUCAAAGAACAAUACAGACAAACAAUCCUUUUUGGAGCAGAAGCCAGCUCUAACAACACACCUUAUUGCUCAAAUGGUGACAAGCGGCAAAAACUGUCGAAGCCAUCACCUUUUUAUUGCCUGGUUGUACUACUUAAAGGGUCUAAGGAUGUGGUAAGGGAGAGAAUGGAAAAAAGGCAAGAACAUUAUAUGCCCUUAAGUUUACUUGCCUCUCAGUUUGAAACUCUGGAGGAACCUGUCACUUGUGAUGAGUACUCUGCUCUUCACAUCUCUGUGGAUCAAACCGUGGAAGAAAUAAUUAAUGAUAUUUUGAGAACUUUGAAGGCUAAAUGUGGCAUGAAAGUAUCAAUACAUAGUACUGUAUAAUAUGAAAUUUGAAAAUUUAUAGUAAUUUUUGUAACAAAAUAGAUUUUGUAACAUGUAUUGAAGUAAGUAGAUUGGUGAGAGAUGAACUCUAAUUUACAUUUUCCAAUUCAACAACUUUAAAAAUAUUUUGGAUUUAACCCAUAAAUUACGCUCAUACCAAAGUGGAAAAUGCAAUUAUUGUUUUAUAUUUAUGUUAAUUAGCCCUCUUUGCCAUGAUAAGGAUUUUUACACUUGAAACAAGGCAUUAAGGUUUACAUGUAUGUAACAAGGAGACAGAAGGAGAAAUCUGUCUUUCAUCAUCUUGAGAUGAAGUAUAUGUACAGAAUCACGGGGUGCAUGAAGGCUCUUGUCUCAGAAAUCUUGGUUUCUUAGCACUUUCCAGCUUUCAUAAAAGCAUAUUUACACACAUUGCCCACAAGCAAAAGAUAGUUGCCUGUGGCAAUGGUCCUCUGCCAGAGUACAGCCUUUGUUUUAUCAUUUCUUUUAAAAUUUAGAAUCAGGCAAAAUAUUUUUUCCAAAUUUUAUAUAUGUAUCCACUUGAUUGCAGUAAUUUUCUCAUUUAAAAAAGCAAAACAAAAAAGGUAAACUGUGGCAACAGAAAUCAGCAUAUUAAGUUUUGCUUUUGUUACAUGCCUGACAGCUAAACAGUUCUCCCAGAAUUUUUAUUGAAAAAUUUUUUUUUCAUACUUCUUGAGGGUAUCAGUUAUUUGUAAACAGAUGUCAAGGGAUCCCAAAAAUUAUGUAAAUUUUGUACUUGACAAGAUAUCUGAACUUGAACUUGAGCUUACCAUUAAAUCACUAUGUUACAGUGACACUAAAAAAUUUGUAUUUUCUUGGUGUACACAAGUAUGGAAAAUCUAUCCACCAAAACUAAAAUAAUUAUUAGUAUCACCUUUCAUGUCUAAAGAAACAUUGUAGACUCUCAUCAGGUCUGCAUGAGGUUUUCUGUGGGACUUUGGUGAACAUAUUUGACUGCCAGAUAUUAGUGUAUUGGAACUUAGCUUGGCAAUCUGAUUACAAAAUGUUACUCUACCGCGUAGACAUUGCAACCUAUAGGUUUGUAUAAUAAUGUACAUGCUUGCAAAAGUUAAUUAGUUCAAAACCAAAGUAUUUCUUAGACUUGGCAUUUCCCAUCAAAUAUCUAAUACUCUUGUCAGGUUUUUUUGGUUGAUAUUUCUGAAUAUUCAGCUAAGCCAAAUGUUGAUAACUUAGGGAUUUUUUAGUAUGCAUGCUAAGUUUGGAUAUUUUACUGACUAGGACUGUAAGGUUACUUCUUGGUAAAGUCAUGUGAAACCAAAAAAAAAACAAACAAGCAAAACUGGCCACAAGUCACCGUGAAACCUGCCUUACUAAUGGUGUGAUCCAGCUCAGUGCAAGGGGAACUUUCCUGUCAGUAUUUUACCCUUUAAAAUCAAUAUGUGUUGUAUCUGUACUGUCAUCUAUACAUUUUCUAUGGUAAUGACACAGAAUUUGUGUAACAAUCCAGAGCUUCUUUAGUUGGUGAUUGCUAGAGGUUUAAUGGUCAAAUCCAAUUGUUUCAAUAAACAAAUACAACUGCUGAUCACAUUGAUGACAAUAUUCUAUAAAAUAAUGUAACUAAGAAGAAAAAAACAUACACCACCCUGUGCUUAUAAUCAUAUCAUCAUCUGGACCUGGAGAUUCACCAUCAUCUAUGUUCUGAUACAUUUAAAACUUCCUAAGAAUUUUACUCAGAGACUCACGAGACUGACAAGAAGUUUGGCUUGUGAUAGAAUACUUAAACAGUACUUUUAUUAGAUUAUUUACAUUAAUGAUAUAAUUUUUUUUUUCACUACUUUGAUGUUGCUUGAUAUUCUGGGGACAAAGUUGAGGGCAUAUCAUUGGAUGUUGUUCACUGAGCUUUUGUAUUUAUUAAAUAAUCUUAACCCUUUACAACCUAACAUAAGUAUCCUUAUUCUUCAUGAUCAUACUCUUCUAUAUGCAUUUCCUUAAGUACUAACAAAGAGAAUUUAGUUAACAAUCAAAGCUCCUUAGGUUGCUGAUCAUUUCCUUUAUUCUCAUGAUGUUACUGAAUAACUCGUCAGUAUUACUGUGAUGAAAAAUUAGCUGCUGGUCACUCUAAGGGUUUUAAGAGUUAAAUGAAAAGGUGAUUAUCAAAACAAGAUAUUUCCUUUUGUCAAAGGUAUUUUUUU